Messenger RNA from Merops nubicus (carmine bee-eater), 524 nucleotides. RefSeq lists its product as uncharacterized. Bases 15 to 524 code for a protein of 169 amino acids. Lineage: Eukaryota; Metazoa; Chordata; Aves; Coraciiformes; Meropidae. The transcript is spliced from 2 exons. The record is from RefSeq and is a predicted model, not a curated record.
GAACCUGCUGCACCAUGAGGCUCACCUGCACUUUGCUAAUCAUGGGAGCAUUCUGUGUCACCCCCUUCCUCUGCCACAGCCAGAUCGAUCCCCUAGCCCUCGGGCGAGCAGACCCCCAGUGCUGGGAGUCUUCCUCAGCUGCCUUACUGGAGAUGAGGAAGCCUCGCAUUUCUGACUCUGUCAGCGGCUUCUGGGACUUCAUGAUCUUCCUGAAAUCCUCAGAGAACUUGAAACAUGGGGCUCUGUUCUGGGACCUGGCUCAGCUCUUCUGGGAUAUCUAUGUGGACUGCGUGCUCUCCAGAACCCAUGGCCUAGGGAGAAGGCAGCUGGCAGAAGAUGAACAGAGGAUCACUGCUCUACACUCUCAGUUCACAGGGAGAAACCAAGGGGUAUUUUCUCAUUUUCAGAGGUCGACAGUUCUGAAGAAGAGAGACUUGUUUGAAGAUUUAAGUAUCCAUGUGCAUAAGAGUAGAUCUACACUACUUGGAAGAAUAAUUAGAGAGCUAGGGAAAAAGAGGGAAUGA